This is a messenger RNA of Heteronotia binoei (common prickly gecko), 676 nucleotides long. It is a transcript of the gene GARIN5A, whose product is annotated as golgi associated RAB2 interactor 5A. The transcript has 4 exons. NCBI's taxonomy places the organism in Eukaryota, Metazoa, Chordata, Lepidosauria, Squamata, Gekkonidae. Gene Ontology annotation, cellular component: nucleus. The record is from RefSeq and is a predicted model, not a curated record. Bases 34 to 546 code for a protein of 170 amino acids.
UAGCCAAGACACUACCAAAUCCCUGCUUUUGGAAUGGGGGAUCUGCAGCAUUGCCUAGCCAGCGGGGAAUACGGGAAACUAAAGGACUGUCCCCUGUUUGAAAGUAAUUUUGUACAGGUCACAAGAUCAGGGGAGGUAGCCAACAGGGUCACCGUGGGUAUUGCUGCCAGCAGUCCCAGCUUGGAACUGCCUGAUCUUCUGUUGCUGGCACGGCCCAUCGAAUACCCAAAGGAGGAAUGCACGUGCGAGUGUCCUGAACCCGCAUUUAUCCCUAAAGAGGAGCUGCAGCUUAUUGCGCUUCUGCCUCUGAAGUUUGUCCGUAUCUACGUUCACAAUGAGAGCCGGUACCAGUUCAAAGUGAGCCUUGCCAAUGGCCGCAAGUUCUACCUGCAGCUUCUGGCCCAUCCUCAAAAACUGGACUAUCUCUUUGGGCAGUGGGUACGGCUGCUCUACCGCCUGCGUUUUUAUCGCACAGAUGCGCCCAUCAGCUAUCAGCAGGUAUAUCCAAACUACCGCCAUCGUCCUAUGUCCAGGAGUUCAUCAUAGGAGAAAACAUGAGUGGGCAGCCCAGGAAAGGAAGUGGAGGCUUGAGGGAAUUCAGGCCAUCCGUCCUGAAGAACUCAUGACAGACAAGGUUGCCCUCAUGGGCAGGCUAAUCCUUUUUGGACACUGUUCA